UGAAUAUCAAUAGUUCGUGUUAAAAUAAUGCCAAUUUCUUGUUUUAUUUGGGUUCCGAGGAAUUUUUCACGAUUUGCACUGUAAUUUUUCUAUAUUCGUCAUGAAUUACUUCCGUGCAUGUGAUUUUUUUAACGCCAAUACCACUGAGCGUAUUGACAAUAUCGUUUCCUUGUCUUUCUAUUAUAAGUCCUUGGUUCGAGUUGAAUGGAAAAAUAAACUACAAUCCGAGCGAAUUCAUUUUAUGAGAAAAGUCGUAAUCAAAGUAGCAUUUGCAUAAUCUUAUUCGAUUGUUUCGAAAUGGCGGAACCCAAAUACGAGCAAUAAUUGCAUUGUCUAAAGUGUACAGCGGUGGAAAUGUUAAAUGUUCGAUCUAGGUGGCGGUGCAAUGAACAAACAAUAGAAGGGUUUAGUGAGGUUAUACUCAAAUUCGUUACGCAAUCGUCCAUACGCGCAACCUUAUGGCUCGCUUAGUCGGCUACAAGGUGAACGAUGAUUCAUCGUACUCCACCUUCGAGAAGUUGGAGAAAAUAGAGGAGUCGGACGAAUGGGGUGACAAAAGGCCGUGGUGGGACUGCACGAGGUGUUGUUGUUGUCGUUGCUUUGACCUCUGCCCCUCCGACUCGAAGGAGACUGUUUCGGAUGACAUAGAGUUCGCGUUGAUCAAAUACGUUCAGGAGGUCCAGUCGUCGCCCGGGGGGCCCAGGAAUAGAAUAAUAGUGCCCACGAAGGAGCUGUUGGAAAGCACUGUGAGACUGAAAUGCAGCAGCAGAACUGGAACCACCAGCGCACUCGACCACGGAGAAGACCAAACGUCAAUUAAAAAUUUAUGCACAGAUGAAGAGGAACAUAACAGCGCGCUGCAACGAGAAGGUGCUUUACAACGGAAGAGACGAGGUGCAAUCAACGCCAAACAGCUGGCUUUCUUGGAGAAAUACCGUCCCAAAUCCAGGCUGAAGAAGAACGGACACAAGAACUCCUGCUGCGUACAGUAA
Messenger RNA from Anoplophora glabripennis (Asian longhorned beetle), 992 nucleotides. RefSeq lists its product as uncharacterized. The record is from RefSeq and is a predicted model, not a curated record. The transcript is spliced from 5 exons. Lineage: Eukaryota; Metazoa; Arthropoda; Insecta; Coleoptera; Cerambycidae. The coding region runs from base 459 to 992 and encodes 177 amino acids.